CUAGAAUUAACCAAUGCAUUCAAGGCAAUUGCUCUACUGCCGUGGCGUCCAGCGCGAAUUGAACAACAACCACGGCUAUUAUUCGUCGAGCAAUGUCACCGUAUCACAAUUCUGCAUCUGGACAUGAAUCCUCUCGUGAAUCCUCUCGUUAUCCAGGCGUGGCUUGACGAGGUGGAAGCCUCCCCCGUAACGACCCAUCCCGUUGACACAACGCUGACAGUCGAUCCAUUGCUCAACAAUGCGCAUCGACGUCGCCUUUCGGAUGAAAUGUCGAGCCCAUCAAAACGUCCGCGAACGAGUGAAUACCCCGAUUCUUACCCAGAUCCCGACGAGACUCCAACACGUCCCCGACCUCAGUUAUUGCGACUUGACAGUGAUGGAGUCGUCUUUGAUGAUCCAGCCACACAAACGGCGACCUCAACACGUUCAACGUCCUCUUUCACUGCAGUUCUUGCAAGCCGAGCAGCUUUUUCAGCUCCCACAACCGUCCAGCAAGCUCCGACAGACACCUCUCACACGACGCGAUCGCGCAGUUCAUCUCCCACGAAGCGAUUCCAAAGACGGCUACGUGACCUUGGAAGUGUUCUUCCGGACGAUGCCCAAAAGGUUUUUGAGGCUCUGUCUGCGGUCGAGGCAAAAGAGGAGAUUCUGCCAACGACUCUUGGAGGGCAUUCAGAUUUUCGAGAUACAAGAAUUCGCGGCUUCAUGUGGAAAUCCCCACAAGCCUCUGAUGAAUCUAGUGCGGACAACGAGGCAGCGCUUUUUAACAAUCAUGCACACCUCCGAGGGAUUGUUGACGAUUCUAUUGCUUCAUCCAAUCUCCAUCGAUCCGAGGCCGCUUGGAACUGCCUCGUCCACGCCCCGCUUCUACGGCAUGCAAUCUCUCGCUUUGCUUUUCUUGAAGUCGAGCCCAUUGCCUCAGCUCAAAUCAUGCCAGCUUUUCGUCCUUUGUCAAAGACUGGUGAUCGGACCCCAUCCCAACCGUCCAACACCAGUGUAUCUAGCGCAAGCAGUGCGUCUGGGCAGGAUUUGGGGACGCCACAGACUCGGACGAGUGCUGUUGCAUCGUCAGUCCAUAAGAUGGUUGACUUUGCCGUGGUGCUUCGUCCCGAAAAGGUGAUUCAGAAUCUCAUUGACACUUUCUUGGACAAGCAGCCGCACACAAUGGCUACCAUCAACCAAACGAUAUAUGAACCUCUCCGCACCCGACCAGCUCCUAUCUUCAUCGAGACCAAGACCUUAUCCGGCAACAUGGACACUGCCAAUGUCCAGCUUGGUAUCUGGGUCGCUGCGUGGCAUGAGCGUAUGCGCAGUAUCAUUGCGCUCUGGGGAGGAACAGACAAGAUCAUCACGAUCCCCGUCAUUCAGGUAGUUGGCGGUGUCUGGACCCUCUUGUUUGUCAUGGAUGCAGGCGCGGAAAUUCGCGUGCUUGAUGGGAACUUUCGGAUAGGUGAUACCGACAGCAUUUUUGGCAUUUACCAGUUGCAAGCUGCUAUGUCCGCGCUUGCUGACUGGACCAGGGACACAUUUGAGCCCUGGUUUACUGGCCUUCUGACUCGCGCAACUGGAUCACAGUUCUAGUAGUGACGAAAAGAACCGGCGUCAAUUUACAAGCGAAAGAGGUACCGUGGUUAUCACCUGAAGUUUGUGUAUAUUUCAAUGAGUAUCCACGGAUGCAGCCCCUCCAUAAGGUUUAUCUGCAGUCCGUCCAUGUGCUGAUCACAUACAUGGACUAAGAUGUUCAAGUCGCAGGGUGCCCUGGCUAACAAACAGCCUACGACUUCAACGAAAACUCAGAGAUCUCCGCGCUAGUCACUGGACAAGGAUGAUAACGCCUUAAUCACCC
Messenger RNA from Ilyonectria robusta, 1846 nucleotides. RefSeq lists its product as uncharacterized. The record is from RefSeq and is a predicted model, not a curated record. The transcript is spliced from 3 exons. The coding region runs from base 124 to 1581 and encodes 485 amino acids. Lineage: Eukaryota; Fungi; Ascomycota; Sordariomycetes; Hypocreales; Nectriaceae.